UUUGGUUAACAAAACCAAACCGAACUAUACCGAAGAGAACCGGGAUUUUCCUUUUCCUCAUAGUCCCUAACCUCCAUUUUUCUUCCUCUCGACCAAACACUCUCAUCCGCCGGUAAAAUUCCUCGCCGCCGCCCUCCCCGUCAUCCCAAGGCAGUUCUCUCUCUCUCUUUCCGGAGAAGAGACCUGAACCAAUGGCCUGCAAUUCCUCAGAUUGUUCUUCCGGUUGCUCCGGUCUUAAGUCGGAAAAUGGAAGCAAGAGUGACGGGUCGUCGGUCGGCGACGGCAGUAUUCGGGAGAGCGUAUGCGUCAAGUGUAAGAGCAAUGAACCCGUGUUCUUCGCUGAUGGUGCCUCCGAAGACGGCAAGUUUUGCUCCGAUUGUUUCAGGAACAACGUCUUCGGGAAGUUCAGGCUCGCCGUCACUUGCCACGCCAUGAUCACUCCUUCCGAUAAAGUCCUUGUCGCUUUCUCUGGUGGCCCAUCUUCCAGGGUUGCUCUUCAAUUUGUGCACGAGCUGCAAAAAAGGGCGCAGAAGAAUUAUGAGGCGAGUAGAGAUAGAUCUUUGCCUGUAUUUGGUGUCGGGGUUGUGUUUCUGGAUGAAACUGCUAUUGAUCCUACUCUCUCUGGUGAAAUCAAUGAUGCAAUUGAGUUGAUUCGAACUGUGGUCUCAAGUUUGUCUCCACCUGCAAAGCAUCUCCAUGUUGUUCCAAUCGAAAGCGUUUUCGGGUUAGACUCUGCUGAGGCACGAGAUAGGCUCCAAAAGCUUUUAGAUUCUGUUAGCGAUGAUACAGGAAUGGAAGAUCUGCUACUGCAUCUCCGGAUGCUGUGUUUGCAGAAGGUUGCAUCUGAGAGUGCCUACAAUAGAUUAAUUCUAGGAUCAUGCACAUCGAGAAUUGCUUCCCAUGUUCUUUCUGCCACUGUCAAGGGACGGGGUUAUUCACUAUCAGCAGAUAUACAGCAUGUUGAUGCGAGAUGGAAGGUACCUGUUGUGCUUCCACUCCGUGACUGUGUUGCGCAGGAGUUAAACAGACUUUGCCGUCUGGACAGUUUACAGAUUGUGAAGUUGGGUCAUCCUCAUUCUGGCAUCAAUGGUUUGGUGUCAUCAUUUGUGGCAUUACUGCAGGAAGAAAACCCUUCUCGUGAAUGCACCAUCGUACGAACAGCUGGAAAGCUUACGCCAUUUUACUUCAAUAAAAUUCCUGAAAUAGAUGAUUCAAACGUUCCUUUGGCUACUCGGAGGCGUCAAAAGAGAUUCAAUCUGAAAUACAAUGAAGCUAUGACUACUGAAUACUUCUGCCCCAUCUGCUGUGGCCCUCUAAAUAAAUCAGAUGUGUCAAAUUUGAGUGAAUCUGAGGGCUGUCAAGAUAUUGAAGUCUUUUAUGCUGCUUGUUGUUCAAGUUGCCGGUUUCAAAUACUUCCUCAUGGUCAAGCAUCUAUCGAGCAGUUCUAUUCACUUAUACCACAGCAGUUGACGUCCCAAGAGAAGCUUCAAAAGGCGGACACUCAAACUUUGUUAAGGGAGAAAAUAGAGGAUUGCUUGCUUUCGGACGGUGAAGAGGAGAUCUAAAUCCUUGAUUCAGAUCCAUGACUUCUUGGCUUGCAUAACAAAUUGCACAAGGUAAGAUAGGGUUUUUCCUUCUGCAUCACCAGGCACCAGCUAUGUGGCAGAGUUCCGGCGGUGGAACCGAUGGGAUCCGAUCGAACAUUCUGCUGUGGAAAUUGAGUCAGAAUUGGCGCAAAAUUCAGGUGUAUCCAUAUUACAACAUGCAUUCAUUCAUAUUCCAAGCAAACACGCAUGUGUCACCACUAAACAAAGCACCUUUCUUGUUUGUUUUUCUUUCUCAUAAUCUAUAGGUUUUACAAAAUACCAUUAAAACAAUGUUUAGAGCUCGGUCUUUCGUCUAAAAAUACCAUGAGUUGGCUCAUUGGGCAGAACAUGGAAAGAACAUUAUCAAUCUGAUGGGUUUUUCCAAUGGACGGAUUUUUGCAUUGCUUGCUUUUGUAUCUUGAGAAUGUUGAGGGACUUCGAUCAGAACCAUCAACACAGAAGAUUCACAUCCUCCAGAAACAGAUUAUGAGGUCAUGACCGUUGUUGUACUGCAAUUUCGACUGUCACUUUGGAUAUUUUACGAUGCUUAUAUUUGGGUGUCCAAUUUGGUUUAAUUUCA
This is a messenger RNA of Tarenaya hassleriana, 2166 nucleotides long. RefSeq names its product cytoplasmic tRNA 2-thiolation protein 2. Gene Ontology annotation, molecular function: sulfurtransferase activity; tRNA binding. NCBI's taxonomy places the organism in Eukaryota, Viridiplantae, Streptophyta, Magnoliopsida, Brassicales, Cleomaceae. The record is from RefSeq and is a predicted model, not a curated record. The coding region runs from base 192 to 1565 and encodes 457 amino acids. Gene Ontology annotation, cellular component: cytosol. The transcript is spliced from 8 exons. Gene Ontology annotation, biological process: tRNA wobble position uridine thiolation.